AUUGGAGCACGCAGUAGGCAGAGGAAAACAGGCUGCUCUGUAAUUUUCCCAACAGCCGCCUCAAAUCUGUGGGUGAUGGCUUUCGGACCCCUUGCCUUUAACAGACAAGGAGACAACCUCAGAGCUCAGGAGACUUGCCCCAGGUCUGGAAUUAAGUCAGUGCAGCGGUGGAAGUGAACACAGAGCCCUCAGACUGGAAGCUGUCCAGACAGCUGUGUGGAGCAGGAUCACAGCUCACUGCCUUUCAAAGCCUCAACCGUCACGGUCACACUGCGGACACUUGACAGUUACUUGAAAGUUGUGUUACGUGUUCCUGUCAAUUCUUCAUCCUGUGAAGGAGUAGCACUGUGCAUUUCUUGGCAGGCUUACUCUCAUCCGACUUGGGCCAUCACUGAGCUUCAGAGUGAAGAGGGAAAUCCGCCCAGACUCCACCACCACCAUGUGUUACGGCAAAUGUGCACGAUGCAUCGGACAUUCUCUGGUGUGGCUGGCCAUCCUCUGCAUUGUAGCUAAUAUUUUGCUUUACUUUCCAAAUGGGGAAACAAAAUAUGCCUCUGAAAACCAUCUCAGCCACUUUGUGUGGUUCUUUUCUGGCAUCGUAGGAGGGGGCUUGCUGAUAUUCCUGCCAGCAUUCGUAUUCAUUGGGUUGGAGCAGGACGACUGUUGUGGCUGCUGUGGCCACGAAAACUGUGGCAAGAGAUGCGCGAUGCUUUCUUCUGUCCUGGCGGCUCUCAUCGGGAUUGCAGGAUCUGGCUACUGCAUCAUUGUGGCAGCCCUGGGCUUGGCGCAAGGACCAAUAUGUAGUGAUUCUAGUGGCCAGUGGAACUACACCUUUGCUCACACUGAUGGACAGUACCUUCUGGAUACCUCCACAUGGUCUCUGUGCACUGAACCCAAGCAUAUCGUAGAAUGGAAUGUUUCUCUAUUUUCCAUCCUCUUGGCUUUCGGUGGAAUUGAAUUCAUCUUAUGUCUCAUUCAAGUAAUAAAUGGUGUGAUGGGAGGAAUAUGUGGCUAUUGCUGCUCUCGCCAACAGCGAUACGACUGCUGAAAGAACCACCCCACGACAGAACCAGGAUCUUCCUCUAUUUCAUUGUAAUUUAUAUAUUUUACUUGUAUUAAUUUGUAAAACUUUGUACUAGUGUAUCAUACUCCAUAUAUUCUACUUUUAUAAAUGUGUAUAAAGGCUGGCAUCUUCAUACGAUGUCAGUUUGAGCGUAGCAAACUGUUUUUUUAGGACUGAGAAAACCCAUGAGGUAAUUUAUAGACUGAAUGACGGUCAGUCCUCAGCGUAGCUGAGACAAACUCUGGCCUGAGUGAUGUUUUUAAGAAACACUAUAAGGAUAAAUAUCACAUUCCAAUUAUUGUUAUCUGUGCCUGGGUUUAUUAAAUGAAAGAGUUCUAAUUGCUUUUUUUAAGAUUGUGAAGGAGGAAACCCAACAACUUGAAAAGACGUGUCUUUUUUCUCUGUUUAUACGGUGUUUCCCAUUCAUACACCUGCAAAUCUCUGGCAAGAGGCUUUUUUGAAGCGUUUCAUGUUUUGUGAGAGACAGAUACUUGCCUAGAGCGGGAGUGCCCCGAGCUAAAGGAAGGCAUCAAAACGUGCAAUGCUGCCUUGAGUACUCUAAGGGCAGGGCCCAAGUUACUCUAACAGGUAGAACACCUUUUGUCCUUCAAAGACAAGCACUAAGGAUCAUGUAUUUACAAAGAAAAAGGCCUGGAUAACUGGAAGAGGAAAAGAUGGGAAAUGGAAUAAAGCAGUGUAUUAGCUUUAUUGGACAUUGCGGGAGGAGAAAGAAGGGCAGGAGGACCAUGAGGAAACAACCCCCAAAUUUGAUGGUUUCAAUACAACAAAAUAAAGUAUCCGUUACCAUUU
This is a messenger RNA of Hyaena hyaena (striped hyena), 1873 nucleotides long. RefSeq names its product transmembrane 4 L six family member 1 (gene TM4SF1). The transcript has 6 exons. The record is from RefSeq and is a predicted model, not a curated record. The coding region runs from base 440 to 1048 and encodes 202 amino acids. Gene Ontology annotation, cellular component: membrane. NCBI's taxonomy places the organism in Eukaryota, Metazoa, Chordata, Mammalia, Carnivora, Hyaenidae.